Messenger RNA from Thlaspi arvense, 1623 nucleotides. The record is from the annotation of a GenBank genome assembly. Lineage: Eukaryota; Viridiplantae; Streptophyta; Magnoliopsida; Brassicales; Brassicaceae.
AUGGAGGUGAUUCACGCAUGGUCUGCUCCGAGAUCACUCAGCACCACUCUCAUGUACUCAUUUGCCCAGAGAGAUGACACUGAAGUACUCGACGAGCCAUUAUACGCUGCGUUCCUUAAGGCUACGGGUGCUGAUAGGCCAUACAGAGCUGAGCUCCUCUCUAAGAUGGAGUGUGAUGGGGAAAAGGUGGUGAAGGACAUUAUUUAUGGUCCAGGAAAGAAGAAGUAUAGGUUUUGUAAGCAUAUAUCGAAACAGCGACUUCUUGGUUUGCCAAGUGAACUAAUGAGUAAAGGAAAGCACUUUAUAUUGAUACGCAACCCGCUUAACAUAUUGCCUUCCUUUGAGAAGAUACACCCUUUGUCGUUUCUCGAAUUGGGACUGGGUGAGUUAGUUUCGAUAUACAGUGAUCUCUGUCAUAUGGGAACACCACCAGCAAUCAUCGAUGCAGAUGAGCUUCAGCGAGAUCCAGAGGCUACAUUACGUGGUCUUUGCAAUGACUUGGAGAUCCCAUUCCAAGCCUCUAUGCUUAAAUGGGAGGCAGGUCCUAUACCAGAAGACGGUCUAUGGGCUUCAUGGUGGUACAAGACUCUUCACAAAUCAACGGGGUUUUCGCCUCCGAGGAAAUAUCCUCAUACAUUCCCUUUGAGGCAUUACGAUUUGCUGGAGCAGUGUUUACCACUAUACAACAUUCUCAGGCGCCAAGUGAAGCACAAGUCGUCUCUCUUGACCAGCACCUUAACUCCUCCCAGUCUUCCAGUUCCUGAAAAUGCUAAACUUUUUGCUUGGGUUGGUGAUGAGAUUGUGCCACGUGAGAUGGCGAAGGUUUCUGUUUUUGACUCGGUCGUGCAAGGCGGCGACUCUGCAUGGGAAGGUCUUCGAAUAUACAAAGGGAAAGUAUUCAAGCUUGAAGAACAUCUAGACCGGCUGUUUGAUUCAGCAAAGGCUCUUGCUUUCGACAAUGUCCCAACCCGGGAGGAGGUAAAAGAAGCCAUCUUCAGAACUCUCAUAACCAAUGGAAUGUUUGACAAUACACAUAUAAGACUGUCUCUAACUCGAGGCAAAAAGGUCACUUCUGGAAUGAGCCCUGCAUUUAACCGUUAUGGAUGUACUUUGAUCGUGCUUGCCGAAUGGAAGCCUCCGGUCUACGACAACGAUGGUGGUAUUGUGCUGGUUACUGCAACUACACGCCGCAAUUCACCCAAUAAUUUAGAUUCCAAGAUUCAUCAUAACAACCUCCUCAAUAACAUACUUGCAAAGAUUGAAAGCAACAACGCCAAUGCGGAUGAUGCAAUCAUGCUUGACAAGGAUGGAUUCGUGUCUGAAACCAAUGCAACCAAUAUUUUUAUGGUGAAGAAAGGCCGAGUUUUCACUCCUCACGCAGAUUACUGUCUCCCUGGCAUUACCCGAGCUACUGUCAUGGAAUUGGUGGUGAAAGAGAAUUUCCUCUUAGAAGAACGAAACAUCAGCUUGUCCGAAUUCCAUACAGCUGAUGAGGUUGUGAAAAUUGAUGGGCGUGUGAUCGGUGAAGGAAAAGUAGGACCGGUAACAAGAAGACUGCAAAGUGCUUACAAGAAACUAACGGAUGACUCGGGCGUCCCAAUACCUACUUACCAAGAACCUUGA